Molecule: messenger RNA, 1203 nt
Organism: Phyllostomus discolor (pale spear-nosed bat)
Lineage: Eukaryota; Metazoa; Chordata; Mammalia; Chiroptera; Phyllostomidae
Gene: RFXANK
Product: regulatory factor X associated ankyrin containing protein
Exons: 9
Coding region: 209-1042 (277 amino acids)
Biological process (GO): regulation of transcription by RNA polymerase II
Cellular component (GO): nucleus
Molecular function (GO): protein binding
Source: RefSeq, a predicted model, not a curated record
GCAGUGGGGAAGCUCUGGGGUGGGGGGUAGUGGUCGCGUAUCAAGUUGCUUUCUGUCCCGUAGAAAAACCUGGGCGCCCGGGGUUCAGGCUCCAGCUUGCUCCUCGGUGCCUCAGUUGGAGGAGAAAAGUUUGUGAAUUAGGCCUCCAAGUUUUGGGGGGCCCGGGUUUGCGGCGAGGGGUGAGAGAAAGCUCUUUGGAGAUUCCCCCAUGGAGUCCUCUCAGCCUGCAGAGGACCUCAGCCUGACUCAGCAGCCCCCCAUCCUAGAAUUUGGGGACCCUGAAGAUCCCAUCGAUGAGGCCCCAGAUGGCUCAGACACAGUGGUGCUCAGUCUCUUUCCCUGCACCCCAGAGCCUGGGAAUCCUGAACCGGAUGCUGGUGCCUCAUCACCUCAGGGCAGCUCCCUGAAGCACUCCACAACCCUCACCAACCGGCAGCGGGGAAAUGAGAUCUCAGCCCUGCCGGCCACCCUGGACUCCCUGUCCAUCCACCAGCUCGCAGCCCAGGGAGAGCUGAGCCAGCUGAAGGAGCAUCUGAGGAAAGCUUUGGGGAUAGUGGGCAGGGGUGCAGCCCAGUGGUACCAACCCUUCCUGCCAGGCGACAACCUCAUCAACAAACCGGACGAGCGUGGCUUCACCCCCCUCAUCUGGGCCUCUGCCUUUGGAGAAAUCGAGACCGUCCGCUUCUUGCUUGAGUGGGGUGCCGACCCCCACAUCCUGGCCAAGGAGCGGGAAAGUGCCCUGUCACUGGCCAGCACAGGUGGCUACACAGACAUUGUGGGGCUGCUGCUUGAGCGUGAUGUGGACAUCAACAUCUACGACUGGAAUGGAGGGACGCCACUGCUGUAUGCUGUGCGUGGGAACCACGUGAAGUGUGUAGAAGCCUUGCUGGCUCGAGGAGCUGAUCUCACCACUGAGGCUGACUCUGGCUACACCCCUAUGGACCUCGCCGUGGCUCUGGGAUACCGGAAAGUGCAACAGGUGAUUGAGAACCACAUCCUCAAACUCUUCCAAAGUAAUCUGGUGCCUGACGACCCCGAGUGAAGACCGUCACCUGUCCCCCAGGGACUCAGACACUCAGGGAACAAGAUGGUUGACCCAGAGUUGGGGGAACCCAGAACUGGCUUCAAAGGCAGCUCCUGGACAGAUGGUGGGAGAGGGUCCUUGCCAGAAGAAAUCAAUAAACCUGUGCAGAACUUGAAAGA